AUGCUCAAUAUCCAGGUGGCACCCAAGGCAGAAGUAUACGAAGUCAAAGGAAACUGGAAUCAGUUGCAAGUGCCCUCAGAUUCCGAAUCAGACUACUCAUCCUCGUCCGAAGACGAUAUGUAUAACCCUACCCAAAUGAAGGGCAUCACGAAGAAAGCAGGAGCUAUCGAUUUGAAUGCGAAGCCGCAGUUGUCACGCAGAGAGAGAGAGGAGAUUGAAAAGCAGAGAGACGCUAGGCGGUAUCAGCAACUGCAUGCAGCAGGCAAGACUGAUGAAGCGCAAUCUGACAUGGCACGAUUGGAGCAAAUUCGAAAAAAGAGGGCCGAGGAUGCUGCACGUCGGGCUAUGUACGAAGAUGAUAAAGAAGAAGAGAUUGCCAACAAGAAAAAGGCUCUUAAGGGGAAAAAAUAAGCUCAGGGGCUGCCUCCAUGUGUUUUUUUCCCGGUGUUCCUAGUAGAGCUUCAAUUAGAAGCGGACGCAAGAUUGGGUGAACAUCGUUCUUUGUACUCAGUUCGAAUAUACCUAGUAAAGCACUGCGACAUAUCAAAGGCAAACAAUCUACACUUAGAGGCCUCUGAUAGUUGUAUCGGUCUCUCACUAACAGCUAUAUCGCCACUACAUCGUAACCAUAAGUGUUAACCAUAAGUGUUGUAUUUGUGAGAAGCACAUUGGUAUAGAGAUGCUGUGUAUCACUCCAUAAGCCACCCGUGAACACUAACCGCUGCUGCGACAUCCGAAGCGCAUCGAAUUGAAUAGAUUGGUAGUUGAGUGUAUAUCUCGAAUUAUAUAUCUCAAAUUAGAUCGCACUGGUAUCGAUCACUCUUUUGGUUUGAUCAGCAUUUCCGGAUCUUUUAUUUGAAAUUGGGGUCGGUGCUGUUUGACCUUGCGCCGCACUGUGUGGAUGAGUACAUGCACGAACAAAUAAAGUAUCCACAAUUAAUCUUCA
Messenger RNA from Sphaeroforma arctica JP610, 946 nucleotides. RefSeq lists its product as hypothetical. Gene Ontology annotation, cellular component: cytosol. Gene Ontology annotation, molecular function: RNA binding. NCBI's taxonomy places the organism in Eukaryota, Ichthyosporea, Ichthyophonida. Bases 1 to 411 code for a protein of 136 amino acids. The transcript is spliced from 3 exons. The record is from RefSeq and is a predicted model, not a curated record.